Caenorhabditis remanei is the source of this 2841-nucleotide messenger RNA. RefSeq lists its product as uncharacterized. Bases 1 to 2841 code for a protein of 946 amino acids. The record is from RefSeq and is a predicted model, not a curated record. The transcript is spliced from 11 exons. Lineage: Eukaryota; Metazoa; Nematoda; Chromadorea; Rhabditida; Rhabditidae.
AUGGAUUGGUGGCUUGGGUUUUUAAAGCGGGUAAAACCGGCGGGAAAAAAGUUACUACGAAAAUAUGUCAGUGAUAACAACGAGUUAUUGGAUUUGGUUAUUAAUGAGGAAACGAUGACUUUUACGAAAUGUGAUUUGGACGCAACUACUCUUAUGAAUAUCCUCAAUGUUGUAUCUUCCUUGAUGGCAGCGGGAAAAACAAGCGCUGCAGCAGAAUAUUGUCAAACAGUUGCUGAUGCAUGUUUUGGUCAGUCAAUCGAAAAUCCAUAUCGCUUGAUGCUUCUAUCAUUUUCAAUGAUCGCUGAUUGCGAAGCGAGAUUCUACGACCUGAACAUUUUCCAACCGUCACCGAAGGACAUUUCACUCAAAAUUCGUUACUCUCGUUGCCAACAAGCAUCUGCAAGUAUUUUGGAGGUUGGAACGACGCUUUUCAAAAUCGGCGAGAUCUUGACCAUGUGCGAAGAGUUUUCUCAUUUUGCUUGUAUUCGGCAAUGUCAUGUCAAUCUGUUGAGAAACUUUGCUGAGAUCGAUGAAGAUGAGUCAGUGGACUGGUUUGAUCGAGUGAAAGUGUUGGAUUCCAGCAUUUUGGCAUUGAUAAAUGAAAGUGACAUCGCUGCUCGACUAUGUGAAACUGACAAAGAGAAGAAGGAGUUCCUACAAAACCUUCACAAAAUUCAAUCAUUGUGUGUUGAAUCCAACGACCAAUACUGCUUCUCUUGGUUCAAUCAACUUCACCUACGAGAGAUUUGUGUCAGAUCCGUCGCUGCGGUCGAAGUCCUCAAAUCUGAUAUUGCCUUCAAAACGUUUGAGAAAACCCAGCCGAUCGCAUUUGAAAAAUGUACUACUGUUACGAAACAAAGCAAAAACCGUCGACGUCUUCAGCCACAGAAUCCUGAAUUGGAAGUUGAAGAAAAAGCUAAACGUGUAUCAUUUGGUGAAGAUUCCGGUGUUCUUGCUGAUGCUAACAUGAUAAUUCUGAGGAAAAACUCAAAAACACUGACUAGACGUCAAGAGAAAGGUGCCAACAAGAAAUAUUCAACGGAUGUAGAAGACUUGAACUACAGUACUCCUCUCACCGAUGAUGGAGAAACUUUCAGUAAUAUGCAUGCAGCUAUCGUCAAAGAGAAGGCUGCUGAACGAAAGGACCAGAUGAGAAAAUACAAUGCAGGAGGUGCUGCUGACUGCAGGAAAAGGUUGCCGGAGGCGGCGAGAAAGAAAAUUCGCAUUGUUCUGAGGAACAUGAUGGCGGAAGGACGUGAAAUUCAACAAGAAGAAGUCAAAGACGACAUUCUUCUCAAUAAAGCAUUCCCAGUGACGGAUGAUGAAUGCAGUGAUGAUGAAUCAGCUCCAGCCUCGUUCUUCCGUACUGAAACUCUUGAAACACUCCGGAAGAAGAAAAUGAGAAAGUUCGGUUUCCUAGACCCAAAAAGUGAAGCGAAGCACGUUUUGUGGUGGCACAAUGCAAAGGAUGAGCUUAUGACAACACGCGCCAUUUCAACUCAUUGUUUGAAAAUGAACGGGGAGAGUUCAGGUCCACUCGGCACUUUCGAGCACUACUUGGGGAAGGUGGACAACGGAGGAAAUCUUCGAGACAGAAUGUCAGAGUCAAACCGAGAAGCGAACUGUAGAACAUUCAGAAUUGAAAAGGAAACCGAUGUUGAUGACGGAGCACUGUUGACCAUGCCAGCUGUGGACCCAUUCAAAGAGUCUCGUGUCACCCCAAAACGACGAGCAGAAUCCGUCGGUCUCAAGUCACUUCUUCUCCAGAAUAUGAGAAGAAAGGUUAUCGACGAACUGUUGAUUUUGAUGAUGAUUAUCAAAGGACAACAACAGUUGCAGGAUGGAAAUGAAACUUACCAUUUGAAUCCAAUCCACGAGAACAACUUUUUCACGUAUUUAAUGCAUCUCUACAAACAUCUUCUAGCUAAAUUCCGACUUUACUCAACCGAACUAUUUGGCUUGGAAUGUUUGAAUGAAGAACAGGAAACGAUGCUUGCUGGUGAACCGGAAAUUUUUGACUUGAACAAUAACUGUUUUGAGUUCUGUCGGGACACUGGAGCAUAUUACUUUUGCAUUUGCAUCAGAGGAAGAAUAGUGAAAUUCGAGCCAAAUGAUUGGGGUCUACAGGAGCAGAAGUUGAACAGAGACGAUGUUGAGAUGCAACACGAAUUCUUCUUCGGAUUGGAUAACUCGAAUAAAAGUAGUCAUCUGGCCAAUUUCUGGAGGACAGAGUGCAUGCCUAUUGUUUCGGGUCUCAUUCACAUGGUUAAUCACAGUCUGGUUGACAAAAUUGAUAAGAUGGACGCUAAAGAUUCGGCAAAAAUUUUGGAAAACAUUCCUGGAUUAUCUUGUCAAACUAGACAGUGGUUAAAGCAAGUGACUCGAUACGGUUUUGUGAAAGAGAUUUCGAGUGAAGAAAAGAGAGAUACUGCUUCAAAGUUCAUUGUUCCUAUUCUUUUUCAACUGCCAUCAAAUGUUCAGCAUGAUCUUGAUACGGAAAAUUUAGUGACGGACCUGUUCGACCUUGAUGAAAUCUACCGAACCACAACACAUUUCGUCCGUCAGAAAUACCACAGAUGGAAGGAAGCUUGUAAAGCCGACAAAGAGAAAUUCCAAAAGACAAAUAGAGAUAUGGAAUUUUAUGUGGAGAAGGACUUGACAUUUUUCGGUGAAGCGAUUGAGAAAGAUGUGUAUAUGGUGGCUGUGUACAUUGGGGAGAAGAAGGCAGAAGAGCGUGAUACAAUUUCAACAGGAAUGCACCAGCUAUGCAGAAGUAUUCGAUCCCAAGCUGGUUUUAUGUCAAUUCAAAGUUAUCAUGUUGCUGAAAGCUCUAGCGAAUAG